Cavia porcellus (domestic guinea pig) is the source of this 3421-nucleotide messenger RNA. It is a transcript of the gene Ankrd33, whose product is annotated as ankyrin repeat domain 33. The transcript has 6 exons. Gene Ontology annotation, molecular function: protein binding. The coding region runs from base 252 to 1463 and encodes 403 amino acids. The record is from RefSeq and is a predicted model, not a curated record. NCBI's taxonomy places the organism in Eukaryota, Metazoa, Chordata, Mammalia, Rodentia, Caviidae.
CUCUUUCCAAGAAAGUCCAGCCAUCUGUUUCCCGCAUUGCUUCCGGAGAGGACAGUCCUUCUGGCCACUCCAGAGACCGCUAAGCGUGCUCCCAGGCAGCUGGGGGGUUGCUCUGGGCCUGGUGAUGACCACCUCUUGGAGAUUUUUACCUAAUCCCAGAUGCCAGCCAUGUGAAGAAGGAUUUGCUUUCUGGCCUCAUCCUGGAAGAGGAGGAGCUGCCCUCAAGAGGAGGAGAAGGAAGAGGGCUGGACAUGUCUGAGGCACUGUCCUGCCCUGGUCAGGAGAUGCCUGACCUAGGCUGCAGGAUGGGGGCCCUGUACUUGGCCUGUGCCCACAAUGACCCUGCCAAGCUCCAAGCUGUGCUGGAUGCUGGAAUAUCCCCAGAGGAGGCCACUCAAGUAGACAGCAAUGGGAGGACAGGCCUCAUGGUUGCAUGCUACCGAGGCUUCGAGAGUAUCGUGGCCCUGCUUAGCCGCUGCCCUUUCCUGGAUGUGAACCAGCAGGACAAAGAUGGGGACACGGCCCUUAUGCUGGCUGUCCAAGCUCUGCAGUGUCAGGCACAGGGUGGGCUUGGAGUCCCAUCAUUUGGAGCCAAACUCUGCCCUCCCUGCCAUGCAGGCCACGUGCCUCUGGUGAGUCUCCUGCUCAACUACUUCUCCGGCCUGGAUCUGGAGCGCCGGGACCAGCGGGGGCUCACAGCGCUGAUGAAGGCUGCCAUACGAGACCGCUCUGAAUGUGUGGCCACUCUUCUCAUGGCAGGCGCUGAUCUGACCUCUGUGGAUCCUGUCCGAGGCAAGACAGCCCUGGAAUGGGCCCUGCUGACUGACAGUUUUGCCGUCGUGUGGAGGAUCCGGCAGCUGCUGCAGCGGCCCUGUGCAGAACAGCUCAGCCAGCAUUUCAAGCUAGAGUGGCCAGCCUUGCCCGGGCUUGUGGCUCAGGCCCAGGCUCAGGCUCCCCCAUCCUUCCUAGAAAGGUUGCAGGCCGCCCUGAGUAUGUCCUUUGCCCAGUGUCCUCAGGAAGGGGGUGUCCUGGACCACUUUGUGACCAUCACUACCAGCCUCGCUAGUCCCUUCCUUGCCACUGCCUGCCACAGUCUGUGUCCUGACCAUCCUCCCACACUGGGCACCCGAAGCAAGUCUGUGCCAGAGCUGUUAGGUACUGCCCCACCUCCUCCCCUGUCUCCACAGCCCCCCCAAGUGGUCUCCAGGGGCUCCCAAGUCUUUGUCCCCUACAGCCCUCAGGGUAUGUUCUCUCAGUGGCUACAGCCCAGGGACAGUAUCAGCAGCCCGGUACCCAAGAUCCUCCUCUCCAAGGCGCCCUGGUCCCCCAGCCAGUACAAGCUGAUGCUGCCCAGGCGUGAAAGGCGUGAAAGCCUCACCCUUCCUCUCUGGCAAUACCAGGAGCUCAGGAUGGAGAGGAAGAGACAAGAAGAAGAAGAAGAAGCCAAGAGGGUGCAAAAUUAGAGGAAGAUGAGCUAGGCCAGGCUGGGACAGGCUUCUUAUUAGAGUGGGGAAGAGUCCAGAUGCUUCUAGGAAGACCUACACCACCCAAAAUGCUCACCAUGGCUCUCGAGACUUCCACAGUGACCAGUUUACCUGAAUAGCCCCCAGACCCCCGUCACUCACAGCAGUGAAUCCGCACAGAUUCCUUUCCUGCAUCAGGACUGCAGCUCCAGGGAACAAGGUGGGUGCCACAGUCCUUAUUUAGAGAAACACCAGGAGAGCUGGACUAGAACUAAAGAUUUGGCUAUAUUAUUUCAAUUUAUAAAGUAGUAAUCAGAUAACAAUAAUUAGACAGAAAGCAUUGAAGUGACCUAAAUCUCCAAGCUUUUGAACAAUGCCUGAAGUUUUAAGAGGUAGACAUUCAUGCACACGAGGUUGAGAAUCAACUGAAGCAAAUGUCAUAAAAACAAAUACGUAACCAGAAAUUUUACAGCCGCAAUGCCUCCAGCAAGAGCGUCUAAACAUGGGUACAGUUGUUUCUCCUUAUUAACUUGCUUGUAGUUUUUACUUUAUUAUUUUAUUGAUUUAUUUUUUGGGUUCCAGGGAUCAAACUCAUGCCCUCGCACCUGCCAGGCAGGCGCUGUGCUGCUGAGCUGUAUCUCCAGCUCUUGUGGAUUAUAUUUCCUUGUUUUACACUAGGCUGUCUGGGAUUUAACAGAAUGGGCACCUCGUACAAGCCCCUCCAGUAACUAAAUAUUGUGUAAUAGCCCUUCGUGCAGCUACUAGAGGAGGCGACCUUUCUGACUUGUCUUUGAGCGGAUCAAACAGGAGCCACGCUGCCGCUACAUGUGCUGGCUACUUUGGGUCUCCUGACUCCCGGCGCAGUGCUCUUCCUCCUGAUCCACAGCUCUGCCUUCUCCGGCUCGGCACACCAGACAUCUGGUGUUGGUUUCACAGCUGAUGGAGGACUUGCUCACAUACUUGGCCGUUAGUUUGAGAAUGUGGUAGAGAAAGAGUGAUCAACCCUUCCCUCGGGUAUAGAAGCUGGGGCUACAUGCAGGUGUUCUUUCUUACCCCCAGCAUGCGCUCAUCCCCGGACUCUCCUGGCCCUCGGCAGUCAGGCCAGUUUGGGGGAGCCAGCUCAGAGCUCCAAGAAGCAUGUGGGAAGGGGUACUCCAGAGCCUGCUGCACUGGCAAGAGGAGAUGAUGCUGGGGCAGCUUUCCAUAAUGACAGGACUUCGUGCCCACCGCCUCCUGUGGCAUCUCAUGGCACCUUCUAAAUUCCAGUUUCCCCUGCCCUGAUAUGCCAUUCUUCCCCCAACAGGGUCCAUCCUGAGAUGAGUCAUCCUGAGAGCUGAGUAGUGGGCAGGAAGUAGACAAACCCAUCUAGACACGAUCUGGAAAAGCCGGGAGAGGAGGAAUAUGGCUUGGCUGCUCAGUCUGGGAUCUGGCUGGUGUCUGCCUGCCAUUUCCUGAGGAGUUGACCAGAGCUCUGGCUUCCCACCCUCCCCAAACUCCAUACCAGUGAAGCUGCCUUUUGACCUGAGUUAUAGUAACUACAUGGGAGCAGGCAGUUUCCUGAAUCUUAGAGCUAAAGACGAGCACAGAGGGCCAGGAGGAAUCUUCAGGAUUCUCUAAAAUCCCUCAUUGUACAAAGGAGCAUACUGAGGCACAAAGAAGUGAUCCAGGCCUGGAACCCAGAACUCAAGAUCCAUACUUACUGCUCUUUUCAGAAUGCCACCAUGCCUUCCUGCCUGGAGCUGCAGGACACCUGCAGGGUCAUUUCCUCUCCCUUUUCCUCCAGGCAAAACUUAGACUCCAUUCACCUUGCUACACUAAAAAAAUCACUCCUGAGUUUUGAAUAGACAGACAGUGUCUGUCCUUCUCCCUUAAAGAAGGCCCCUAACUAUUCCUCCUUGAGUACACUUUUCUACCAGAUUUGUGUCUCUUGCAUUUGAAUAAACUCAUCGGUGGCCCCA